GAGGAUUGGCGGGGCGAGAGACGGAGAAACCCAGGGUAGCAGGACAAGGGGAAGGGGAGGGGUGCCCGGGAACCUGGGGCCCUUGGAUGGAGAGGGGAAUGAAGCCGCCAGGUUUGGAACAAACAGGGAAGGGAGAGGACGGCAGUGAGGAGGGGCGCCUAGGAGGAGAGUGGAUCCGGGACCCAGGGAGGGCCGCCCCCCGGGCCUGGUGGCGCUGAGCAGGGCCCCCCAGCCCCCACCUCCUGCCCCACGACAUGAACCUCCUCUACCGAAAAACCAAGCUGGAGUGGAGGCAGCACAAGGAGGAGGAGGCCAAGAGGAGCUCCAGUAAGGAGGUGGCCCCUUCAGGCUCCGCAGGGCCCGGGGCCGGCCCAGGGCCUGGGGUCCGCGUGCGGGACAUCGCCUCGCUGCGCCGCUCCCUCAGGAUGGGCUUCAUGACAAUGCCAGCCUCCCAGGAGCACACCCCCCACCCCUGCCGCAGCGCCAUGGCCCCACGCUCACUCUCUUGCCAUUCAGUGGGCAGCAUGGACAGUGUUGGGGCUGGGCCUGGGGGGGGAGGUGGGGGUCUCACAGAGGACAGCAGUGCCCGAAGACCCCCUGCCAAGCCCCGGAGACAUCCUAGCACCAAGCUCAGCAUGGCAGGGUCGGGGGCAGACAUGCCCCCAGGCAAGAAAGCAGGCUCACAGAAGCCAACCCCAGAGGGCCGAGAGUCCAGCCGGAAGGUUCCUCCGCAGAAGCCCAGGCGAAGCCCCAACACUCAGCUCUCUGUCUCCUUUGAUGAGUCCUGCCCCCCAGCUCCCUCUCCUCGAGGGGGGAAUCUGCCCCUUCAGCGCCUCAGUAGGGGGUCCUGCGUAGCUGGGGACCCUGAGGUGGGUGCCCAGGAAGAGGAGCCCGUGUACAUUGAGAUGGUGGGGGAUGUCUUCAGGGGAGGAGGGCGAAGUGGAGGGGGCCUGACUGGGCCCCCUCUUGGGGGUAGAGGCCCGACCCCUCCAGCUGGUGCCGACUCGGACUCGGAGGAGAGCGAGGCUAUAUACGAGGAGAUGAAGUACCCACUGCCCGAGGAGGCAGGGGAAGGCCGGGCCAAUGGGGCCCCUCCAUUGACCGCAACCUCCUCGCCACACCAGCCUCAGGCCCUGCAGCCCCACACCCACCGCCGGCCAGCUUCAGCCCUCCCAAGCCGGAGGGAUGGGACACCUACCAAGACCACUCCUUGUGAAAUCCCCCCACCCUUCCCCAACCUUCUCCAACACCGUCCUCCGCUCCUGGCCUUCCCCCAAGCCAAGCCUGCUUCCCGAACCCCUGGCGAUGGGGUCUCAAGGCUACCGGUCCUCUGCCACUCGAAGGAGCCAGCGGGCUCCACCCCAGCUCCCCAAGUGCCUGCCCGGGAGCGGGAGACGCCUCCCCCGCCGCCUCCGCCUCCUGCUGCCAACCUGCUGCUGCUGGGACCCUCAGGCCGGGCCCGGAGCCACUCAACACCGUUGCCGCCCCAGGGCUCUGGCCAGCCCCGGGGGGAGCGGGAGCUCCCCAACUCCCACAGCAUGAUCUGCCCCAAGGCGGCAGGGGCGCCGGCAGCCCCUCCUGCCCCAGCCGCCUUGCUCCCUGGCCCCCCCAAGGACAAGGCUGUGUCUUACACCAUGGUGUACUCAGCGGUCAAGGUGACCACGCACUCCGUCCUGCCAGCUGGUCCGCCCCUGGGUGCUGGGGAGCCAAAGACGGAGAAGGAGAUCUCAGUCCUCCAUGGGAUGCUGUGCACCAGCUCGAGGCCCCCAGUGCCUGGGAAGUCCAGCCCCCACAGCGGGGCCAUGGGCGCAGCAGCUGGGGUCCUCCACCAUCGUGGCUGCCUGGCCUCCCCGCACAGCCUUCCGGACCCAACCGCAGGCCCCCUGACUCCCCUCUGGACCUACCCAGCUGCAGCAGCUGGGCUCAAGAGACCCCCUGCCUAUGAGAGCCUCAAGGCUGGGGGGGUGCUGAAUAAGGGCUGUGGAAUGGGGGCCCCAUCCCCCAUGGUCAAGAUCCAGCUUCAGGAGCAAGGGACCGAUGGGGGUGCCUUUGCCAGCAUCUCCUGCGCCCAUGUCAUCGCCAGUGCAGGGACACCAGAGGAGGAAGAAGAGGAGAUGGGCGCCACGACAUUUGGGGCAGGCUGGGCUCUACAGAGGAAGGUCCUGUAUGGAGGGAGGAAGGCAAAAGAGCUGGACACAGAGAUCGAGGAUGGUGCCCGGGCCUGGAACGGCAGUGCCGAGGGUCCAGGCAAGGUGGAGCGUGAGGACAGGGGCCCUAUGGCAUCAGGGAUCCCGGUGAGGAGUCAGGGGGCAGAGGGCCUGCUGGCCAGGAUCCACCACGGAGGGGACCGAGGAGGGAGCCGCACGGCGCUGCCCAUACCCUGCCAGACGUUUCCUGCCUGCCACCGCAAUGGAGACUUCACAGGAGGCUACCGCCUGGGGCGCUCCGCCUCCACCUCUGGAGUCCGGCAGGCCGCGCUCCACACACCCCGGCCCUGCAGCCAGCCUAGGGAUGCCCCAAGCCAGACCCACCCCGCGCUGCCGCUGCCGCUGCCCCUACCGCCUCAGCCUGCCCGUGAGCGCGAUGGCAAGCUGCUGGAGGUGAUAGAGCGCAAGCGCUGCGUGUGCAAGGAGAUCAAGGCCCGCCACCGCCCCGACCGAGGCCUCUGCAAGCAGGAGAGCAUGCCCAUCCUCCCCAGCUGGCGGCGGGGACCCGAGCCCCGCAAGUCCGGCACCCCACCCUGCCGCCGGCAGCACACGGUCCUCUGGGACACUGCCAUCUGAGGAGGCCGGGAGGCCGGGGCACCGGACUGGGGAGCGGGGCGGGGGUGCCAGAGACUUGCCUUGAAAGAGGGACACUUGAAGGACCAGGUGAGAGAAAGCCAGGGAGAACCCCUGCCUUCCACCCUAACCCCCGGAGACGGGGAGUGCGCCAGGCCCACCGGGCUUGGGGCGCCAGCCGCGCCCCCUGAGAUUUGGGGGAGGAGGGUUUGUUUGAGGUUGGAAGUGAGGGCCUCCGCUGCUCUCCCGGCUGGGCGAGGUAGACUCCUCCUCCUGAGAGGGCAAAGGCCAAGCCAGAAGUCAGCGUGGGGGAGGAGGGAAGGGAAGGGAGGAAGGAGGGCGGGUCAAGUGAAGGACGGGGCUAGAGUGUGAGGUAGAGGGGCUCUUUUAUAAGAGCCGGGAGUGGGGAGGGGGUAUUUAUUUCAUUAUUUAUUUUAGUUGGGAGGGCAAUUCUGGGCCCUUCUGACCUACUCCUGGGCAGGGAGCAGACAAUGGUGGGCAAUUAAAGGGAACCAAGUUGGCGCUCUCCCCAAUGCCUGAAGGCCCCACCAUCCGCGCCCACCCCCAAGCUGGGGAUCAGUCUGGAGUGGGGAGCCCAGUGAGAGAAGGGAGGGAGGGGCUCCGGUGAGCUGAGGGCCGCAGACUCAUUACAGUACUUACCAAUGGCCAGAAUUUGGUAGUGAGUGUGGCCUGCUGUGAAACAGGCAUCUUAUUUAGCUCUGGGGUGAGGGUCUAGCACCAGGGAUGGGCGGGAUGAUGGGGAAGGAGGGACAUUUUAGCGGGUGGGGGGUGGGUAGGGUAUUUAUUUAAAUUUUAAAAAAUCAGAAGAGAUGUCAGGAACUUUUUUUUAAUUCCUUUCUUUUCAGAAUAAUAUAUUAAAAGACUAACGAUCC
Messenger RNA from Leopardus geoffroyi (Geoffroy's cat), 3673 nucleotides. RefSeq names its product neuronal tyrosine phosphorylated phosphoinositide-3-kinase adaptor 1 (gene NYAP1). NCBI's taxonomy places the organism in Eukaryota, Metazoa, Chordata, Mammalia, Carnivora, Felidae. The transcript is spliced from 7 exons. Gene Ontology annotation, biological process: neuron projection morphogenesis; phosphatidylinositol 3-kinase/protein kinase B signal transduction. The record is from RefSeq and is a predicted model, not a curated record. Bases 255 to 2783 code for a protein of 842 amino acids.